GAUGAAGCUGUUACUGUUGUUCGCCCUUGUAGCUUUGGGCUACUCCCAUCACAUCCCCUUCCCCGAAGAGGACGAAGCCCAAUGGGAGCUCUUCAAGAUCGAACAUGAGCGAAUGUACGGAGAUGACAAGGAGGAGUACACUAGAAAGGAAAUCUUCAUGAGCAACCUCAACUUCAUCCGUGAACACAACAAGAAAUACGAAAAAGGAGAAGUUACCUUCACCGUAGGAGUCAACCAGUUCGCUGACAUGACCAAUGAGGAGUUCCGCCAGAGGAUGAAUGGAUUCAGACUGCCCAAGGACUACCAGAGUAGUGGAGCUAAGUUCGAGAUCGACGAGUACCUGGAAACUCCCAAGACUGUUGACUGGAGGAAGAAGGGAGCCGUAACCCCAAUCAAGGACCAAGGACAGUGUGGAUCUUGCUGGGCCUUCAGUGCGACUGGUAGUUUGGAAGGACUCAGCUACCUGAAGACCAAGAAGCUGGUGUCUUUGAGUGAGCAGAACCUGGUUGACUGCAGCAGCAAACAAGGUAACGCAGGAUGUGAAGGAGGUUGGAUGGAUAAUGCGUUCAAGUACGUCAAGGAAAACAAUGGAAUUGAUACCGAGGCCUCCUAUCCCUACGAGAAUGAGGACGACAUAUGCAGAUACAAGGCCAAGAACAAGGGAGCCACUUGCUCUGGCUACGUGGAUGUGACUACAGGAAGUGAGAUUGCUUUGCAGCAGGCCGUGGCCAGGAUUGGACCAGUCUCUGUGGCCAUCGACGCCGCACACAGCUCCUUCCAGCUGUACAAGAGCGGAGUGUACAAGGAGCCUGCCUGCUCCACCACGAACCUGGACCACGGAGUGUUGGCUAUCGGAUACGGCACUGCCAAGAAGGGAGGAGACUACUGGUUGGUGAAGAACUCCUGGGGAACCUCCUGGGGAAUGAAGGGAUACAUCAUGAUGGCCAGGUACCACAACAACAUGUGUGGUAUUGCCUCCAAGGCCAGCUACCCCAUAGUCUAGACCAUAAUCUCCAUAUUAUGGGCAAUGGCCAGCUCAACGUCUUCACUUUGUUAUAGAUUUAAUCUGUUAGUAAAUUGUAUUGCCUGUUAUGCUGAACUGCUGUUACUUUGGUUCGCCAAUAUAGUUAAUAUCUGAUAACUCUAUUAAAAAGACGAAAUAAGAAAUUUGUUGUAAAAAUUGUUAUAGUUUAUUUUAGUGUGAAUCGGAAUGUUUAUCCAUUUUUAACAUAUUAUUAAAUGUUUAUCAUAAGUUUACAAGCUCUCUAAAUAAUUGAGAAAAUAUUUUCAUAACUACCUAUAUUUCAAAGUAAUACGUUAUCUUUUCGAUCGUAAUGUAGGGCGUUAUGAAUAAAAAAAAAAGAAUUAUGUAGUUUGAAGAAGCUCUAAGAAUUACCCUAGAUCUACUCUGUGGUUCUAAUUUAAUGUUACCAACGAAAAUUUGACACUUUCUUGUAAAAAAAUAUCUAUUGGAUCGCCACUAUCGAAACACAUGCAAGUUUAUCGUACUUAGUUUUUUUUUAUUCUCAUAUAACAAUGUGUAUUUUACAUUUAUUUACAAUUUAACCAUAAUUACUAAAUAGUAUGAAUGAAAAAAAUACAUUUGUUAGCAUACAGAGUUAAGAAGAUGCACUUUGAUUCUCUGCCCUAAAAUAGUUUUAUGACUUUUUAACAAUUAAAACUAAGAUCAUCGUUUCAGUCGCAUAGGGAGCCAAAACUUUGUUUGUAGCUGAAUUAAUGGAUGGAUCUUAAAUUUGAACUGAGAUAUGAACAAGUUUGUAGAUUGUUCGCAGGGGAGAUCAUAGAUAUUAAAUCAGGAUCCAAACAAUAGUGAGGU
Molecule: messenger RNA, 1837 nt
Organism: Macrosteles quadrilineatus (aster leafhopper)
Lineage: Eukaryota; Metazoa; Arthropoda; Insecta; Hemiptera; Cicadellidae
Product: procathepsin L-like
Exons: 6
Coding region: 2-1003 (333 amino acids)
Biological process (GO): immune response
Cellular component (GO): lysosome
Molecular function (GO): cysteine-type endopeptidase activity
Source: RefSeq, a predicted model, not a curated record